This is a messenger RNA of Babesia sp. Xinjiang, 1167 nucleotides long. RefSeq lists its product as uncharacterized. The record is from RefSeq and is a predicted model, not a curated record. The transcript has a single exon. NCBI's taxonomy places the organism in Eukaryota, Apicomplexa, Aconoidasida, Piroplasmida, Babesiidae. Bases 1 to 1167 code for a protein of 388 amino acids.
AUGGAGAGCAUUAAAAGUGUGGCACCGAAAACCAAUUGGUCGGGUCGUGUGAUGAAGAUUGCAGGUAUUUUUGCAUUGUUGUUUUCUUUUUUAGAUUUCGGGGAGUGUAUCAAUAUACCCUCCUUAAUGUCUCAAAAGAGUAUCAAUCAAGCACCUGUGAUUCUUGAUUAUGACGAUGAUGACGAAUUUGAGGCUAUCCCCGCUUCGGCGUUGGCUGAGGAGAGAACGGACGAGUUAGCUGCCGAAGCUACCAUUCAAAAACACAAUGAGCAAGUGAGAAAGAAUGAGGAGGAAGAAAAGAAAGAAGAAGCGGAAGCUAUCAAACGUGAUGCCAUGGCUAAUAAGCAGAAGGUGCCUUCAGCCUCAUUUGUUCAGUUUACUGAGACCACAGUACCGUCCACGAGCGAAGGUACAAAUGAAACUGACCCAGACGUUCCCGAAGAAGAAGAGAAAGACAUAUCGACUGUGGAGCCACGUGCCGUCGCACAAGCUUACGAAAAUGUCCAAGAAGACGAUGAUGAUGAUGAUGACGAUGACGAGAUGCCGGCGGACUACAAUCAAGAAAAAGCUAAGCCGUCCUCCAAGCCGUCAAGUCAUGUAAAAAAAGAAGAAAGAAAGAAUGAGGAAACUGGUGAUUCGUCUGGUGGCGGUGUUGAUAUCAUCAGUGAGCAGCCAACUACUACAAACAAGUGGAGGGAUGCUUACAGGUCAUAUCUCCGUAAGCGUGAAGCUGCCAUUCAGGGUGUUAACCAGGAAGGUAAUGAUAACAGUGAGAUCGAUGAGAAUGACGAUGUUGCAAUUGCAUUUGGCGAUAAACCGAAAGAUGCCGCUAGUGAACAAAAGAGCUAUGGUGAAGAGGGUAGGUAUAUCCACCCAUCCUAUUUGGCGUUACAGGAACCAGAUAUCACAGACACCGUGCCUCCUGCCGCCAUUAAGCAUUCUAAUGGUAAAGAGCGAUUUCACAGAUUGAAGAAAGCCGGGCGUAUUAUUCGUAACGUAUCGGCUUUGGCUGCUCAGUAUGCGAAGAAGGCUGCGCUUCGUGCUGUUGAAGCUAUAAAGCGUAAGGCUCGAAUAGGCAAGUGGAAGUCUGAGAGGGCUGUUAAAGAAUACGAGAGAAACCAAACACGCCCGGUUCACAGCGAUAGCGACGUUCUCAACGAUGAUUAG